CACUUAACGCGCAAAAGUGAAAAAAGAACCAAAACAAAAUUCAAAAGCACAAAAAAGAAAACAAAAAUAUCAGUAAAUACGUUUAAAAGUGAUAAAUUUUUGUUAUAUUGAGUGAUACAACUUAUUACAGCUCAUUGAAAUUUCAUCUACUUAUUGGAUGUGCUGUCCUGAUGCCUUUGUACGUUUAACAAGUGCAAGGUGGUUGCUGCAAGUGUAGAAGACAACGGAUUUGGACUUUACAUAUAAAACAUAUAAAAAACAAGUGUCAGUGGUGUCCAAGUUUUGUGUGGACGAGCAUUUAAAUGUCUUAGAAGCGUCUUUGUUUUAAUGAAGCUCUUUUUUGCCAGCGUCACGUUAGCGGCGUCACCUCACACUCACCGGAGGUGAAGACCUUUGAUACCAUUAGUUCCGUGCAAAAGUAAAGCAAUAUAGCCAGAGUAUCACAGUGAAACAGCGAAUAAGAAGGCGCAAAAAAGAACACCAAGCAGAUAUUCUUGGGGAAGAUUUCACCUUGUCUCGUAUUUGCAUCACAAUCAGCCAAGCAGCUGCAUCCUCAGUCAUCCAUUCUUUCUAUCUAUCCAUCCAUUCGUUCAGCUUUGCUCCUUUGUGUCAUUGCCAUGGAAUUGUCAGCGUUGAAUCCAACGAAAGAUGUGGAAUUUCAAGAUAUCUACUAUACAGUCAUACAAAGGAAAAACUUUGUCAAAGUGGUUGGUGAACGUCAAAUAUUGAAGGGUGUUAGUGGAAGCUUCCGCAAUGGCCAGCUUUCAGCUAUUAUGGGUCCUUCGGGAGCCGGAAAGAGCAGUUUAUUAAAUGCCAUAUCGGGAUUUGUCACUUCCGGCGUCAAAGGUCAUAUAAAUAUAGAUCGAAAACAUUCCUGUUAUAUUACCCAAGAGGAUCAUCAUCAAACUCUACUCACCGUUUAUGAGUUGAUGAAUCUUGCCUGUGAUCUCAAGUUGAAGAGAAAUCAUCAACAAAACAAAGAUCAGUUGAUACGAGAAAUUUUGGAAAGUCUUAAUUUAAAUCACCGUCGAAAUGUUAAUGCUAAUGAUUUGAGUGGUGGUGAAAGGAAACGAUUAUCGGUGGCGUUAGAGUUGGUAGCCAAUCCCAAGAUAUUCUUUUUGGAUGAGCCCACUAGUGGUUUGGAUGAGGUAACCGCUAAUCAAUGUAUACGAUUAUUGAGAUCGUUGGCCCAACGUGGCCAUACAGUUGUCUGCACCAUACAUCAGCCAUCAGCGACUGUUUUCAACUAUUUCGAUAAUGUCUAUGUGUUGGCCAAGGGCAGAUGUGUGUAUCAGGGAUCGCCAAGGGCUUUGGUCUCCUAUCUAAGUCAUGCUGAAAAAGAUUGUCCCACUUAUUAUAGCCCAGCGGAUUAUAUUAUCGAACUUUGCGACUUUGAAGAUCCCCAAAUGAUACCUGCCUUAAGUGAUCUUGUGGACAAUGGCAAAUUAUUGUACACAGCUCCCUGUGAUAAUGAAUACUUCAAGAAUUCUAAAUAUCCCCUUGUCAAUGACUCGAAAUCAUUUCGCCAAGCCUUGAUCUCAUUCUUCCCAGAAACACCGAAAUCGAAUGGUUUCGCUUCUAUACUGACAAAAAGUGCAGCAAAUGGUAAUAGCCUCUUGAGCAACAGCAAAUCGGUGCUCUUACAACAAGCCAAAUCUCUUAUGAAGCGUUUGUCGCCCAAGGAACGCGAAGGAAUAUCCAGUUUUCAACAGUUCACCGUACUUGUGCAUAUCUUAUUUUUAAGAAUAUUGCGGGCUCGUAUACCAAUUAUUAUACAACUAAUCCAUCACAUAAUGGUGGGAUUACUUUUUGGACUACUCUAUUACAACAAGGGCAAUCAGGGCACGGAGUUCUUUGGUCAUUUAAAAUAUUGCAUAAGUGUCAUUGUUAUGAUAGCCUAUACGCAGAUUAUAUUACCAGUAAUUACAUAUCCCCUUGAGGUGAAAAUUGUGAAAAAGCAAACGUUUAAUCACUGGUAUUCGCUGUCCAAUUAUUUUCUGGCUUUAUGCAUUAGUCGCAUGCCUUUACAAAUCCUUUACAACAUGAUCUUUUUGACUAUAAGCUAUUGGAUGACUGGAUUUCCGGCUCAAUGGUGGCGUUUUGCCAUAUUCAUUGGUGUGGGCAUUAUGGUUUCCUUUGUGGCCGAGGGCAUGGGUCUAACAAUUGGAGCGGCCUUUGGCAUAACUAAUGGCUCUGUGGUGGGACCCAUGAGUAUUGCCGCUUUUAUGGGUCUGGCUAUUUAUGGAUUCGAUUUUGCAGCUCAAAUCUCCCCAGCCAUGGAUUGGUUUAUGACCGUCAGUUUUAUGCGUGAUGGAGUUGUUGCCCUGGUCAUAACCCUCUUCGGCUAUGGCCGUGACAUUCUCGAAUGUAGUGAUAUAUAUUGUCAUUUCGGUGACCCCCGAGUCCUGUUGAAAUUUUUAAAGCUGGAAAAGGUCACUGUGUUCCAUCAAAUGACGUACUUACUUGUAUUGUUUCUCUUCUUUAGAAUAUCAUUGUAUGUAUCACUCUGGCGACGUUGUAAAACGUAGUUGCAUACGUCUCCAAAAUUCUCAUAAUUGCUUAUAGUACUUUAAGAAAUGUUUGUUUGUAUACAAACACAGGGGAAACAAGAUUUACUGUGAUAAUUAUUAAGAACUUUUGUUUUAUCCAAAUUCAAUUCGAGUUUUUUUUUAAUCGAAAUAAUCCAUUCCUUGAGAUUUAAUCGAUGUGUGUCUGGAUGGCAUCCAAAGAAUUUUUUCUUAGAUAUUUUUUAAUUACAUUUAAUCGCCAGAAGUUGAAAUGCAGAAUAUGGUGUAUUUUAUAGAAUUAAAAAAAAAUCCAAUUUAUAUUCGCUACAAUAAAAUUGUUAUAAAAUA
Molecule: messenger RNA, 2855 nt
Organism: Stomoxys calcitrans (stable fly)
Lineage: Eukaryota; Metazoa; Arthropoda; Insecta; Diptera; Muscidae
Product: ATP-binding cassette sub-family G member 1
Exons: 8
Coding region: 618-2528 (636 amino acids)
Cellular component (GO): plasma membrane
Molecular function (GO): ATP binding; ABC-type transporter activity; ATP hydrolysis activity
Source: RefSeq, a predicted model, not a curated record